Molecule: messenger RNA, 2163 nt
Organism: Lucilia sericata (common green bottle fly)
Lineage: Eukaryota; Metazoa; Arthropoda; Insecta; Diptera; Calliphoridae
Exons: 2
Coding region: 1-2163 (720 amino acids)
Source: RefSeq, a predicted model, not a curated record
AUGUUCACAACAGUAAUAGCAAACGAUGUGGACUUAAGCAAAAUAGAGAAGUUCCAGCAUCUACGUGCGUGUUUAGUGGGAGCUGCUCUGGCUACAGUAUCAUCGUUAGAUCCUACUGAGGCUAAUUAUGAUAAGGAUGUUAUAUUAUUAAAGAACCGUUUUGAUAACAAGUUAAUAAAUUUUCAGGCACACAUUAAAGAGAUUUUUGGGCUGAAAGGUGUUGACAAGGGUUCGGCUUCAAGUUUGCGGCAAUUAAGCGAUAAACUUAAUGCACAUAUGAGGGCUCUCGAAACUAUUUGCUCUCGGGAACAAAUCGCUGAUGGUCUUUUAAUACAUAUUGUUAAUUCGAAACUAGACUCACAAUCACAAACAAAGUGGGAAGAAGGAUUGCAAACUGAUCAAUUACCAACUUGGUCGUCAAUGGCAUCGUUCCUUGAGCGUAGAUGUCGUAUGCUUGAAAAUCUUGAAAGUUCUAUGGUAACAAAAAAGCCAAAUCAACAGGUGAGCAAGAAAUUUAAUAAUUAUGGUCGAAAUGUUCUUGUUGCUUCUAGUACUACGACUCCAAUUUGCUAUUUUUUUGAUGCAAAAGAUCAUUACAUAACUAACUGUUCUCGUUUUGCAAAUCUUUCACCAGUAUUACGUUUUAAAGAAGCAAAGAAAUUAAAUUUAUGUCUUAACUGUUUAAGAAAGGGACACAGACUUUUGAAAUGUAAGUUCGGCACUUGUCGUUAUUGUUCAAUGAAACAUAACUCAUUGUUGCACAUGGAAAGUAACAGUAUAGAACAAAAUGAAGCUACACGCCUGCUCCAAACUGAGGCCCAAGAAAAGGCAAAUGAAGAUCCAAAGUCGUUACAAACCCAAUCUACCCUCGUUUCAUCGUCAAAGUCCAAUGUCACACCUGAAGCUCUGGAAACUCCAAACGGUAAUAAUGUGUUUUUAGCCACUGCCAUAAUUCUAGUAAAGAACAAGUUUGGUAUUUUUGUACCUUGUCGAGCAAUUUUCGACUCUGCAUCGCAAUUGAAUUUUAUUACUACUCGUUUCGCAAAACAAUUGCAGUUAAAAGUUAAACAAUCGUGUGUAUCAAUUUCCGGCAUUGGAGACGGUAAUUUUAUUGCAGAUAAAUCGGCCAAUGUGGUCAUUAAAUCGUGUCACAGUAAUUAUUUACUAUCAUUUGCUGCUGUUAUUAUACCAACAAUUACUAAAUAUCAGCCAAACACAAAAUUCGACGUAAAUAAGUUUCAAAUUCCCAGUAAUAUUAAUUUAGCGGACCCAAAUUUUUAUAAGUGUGGCCGAAUAGACAUUUUAAUUGGCGCUAGCUUAUUCUUCGACCUCAUGAGCGUAGGGCAAUUUAGAAUCGGUGAUAACAUGCCAAUACUACAAAAAACUCAACUUGGAUGGAUAGUUGCUGGUGGUGGUACACCCUCAUCAAAUACCUUUUCGUUAGCUACAGCACAUACAAAUGAUCAUGAAACAAAAACAGAAUUAUUAGUUGAUGUUGUCAAAAGUUUUUGGGAGAUCGAAAAUAACUUCGAAAAUAAUUCAAAACUUUCUACCGAUGAUGAAUUUUGCGAGCAUCAUUUCCAACAAAAUAUAUUUAGACUCCAUUCUGGACAAUAUUCUAUUAGUCUGCCGAAAAAACUAAGUAUUCAUGAACUUGGAGAUUCGUACGAAUUGGCUCGUAGGCGUUUUUUAUCUCUGGAAAAUAAAUUAAAAAAUCCUGAUGAUCUCGAAGUAUUAACCCCAGCACAUUUUUUAGUAGGUUCAACACUAACAACAAUUUUGGAACCUGAUUUGACAGAACUAAAUAUAAAUCGUUUAAACCGUUGGCAGAAAGUGUGUUACAUGCAGCAAGUUUUUUGGAAAAAAUGGAGCACCGCAUAUUUAGCAAUACUGCAAGAGCGUUCCAAAUGGAGAUCAACAAGUAUAAAUCUAACUAAAGGUACAAUGGUUCUCGUUAAAGAUGAAAACGCACCACCUUUAAGGUGGCAGUUAGGUCGUAUAGAGGAUGUGGUUCCUGGAAAGGAUGGCGUAGUACGAGUGGCUAUAGUUAAAACAAGCAGCAAUACGUUUCGCCGAGCUGUUACAAAAUUAGGUAUAUUACCUAUUGAAGAUAAUUUGGUUGAAAGCCGUAGCCUUCCAACGGGGGGAGGAUGUUCGUUGUGA